AGUAGUAGUAUUAAUAAGUGAACUUCCGCUUCAUUAUCAAACUGAAUUGACUUGAGAGUUGAGAGAGAAAGAAUCAAAGAUGGCGACAUUGAGCGUUCCUCCAGUGUUGACCUCGCCUCGCGAUGAUGCUAUGGCACUCUACCGCGCUUUCAAGGGUUUUGGGUGCGACACUGCAGAAGUGAUUAAUAUUCUUGCUCAUAGAAAUGCAAUGCAACGUGCUCUCAUCGAGCAAGAGUACAAAACUAUAUAUUCUGAAGAACUUACUAAACGCCUGGAAUCAGAACUCAGGGGUGAUAUUGAGAGAGCGAUUUUGCUUUGGAUGCCUGAUCCAGCUGUACGUGAUGCAACGGUAGUAAGGAAAGCUUUGACUGGUGACUUCGUUGACCUGAAAGCUGCUACUGAAGUCAUUUGUUCGCGUACUUCAACUCAAAUACAACAUUUCAAACAAAUCUAUCAUGCCAAGUUUCAUGCUUACCUUGAGCAUGAUAUUGAAUUCCAAGCAACCGGUGAUCUAAAAAAGUUGCUACUUGCAUACGCUAGUGCUCCCCGUUAUGAAGGUCCGGAGGUAGACAGGGCAACAGCAGAGCAUGAUGCUAAGUCUCUCUUUAAAGCUGGUGAGAAGAAGAUUGGAACUGAUGAGGACACUUUCAUACGCAUAUUUGCUGAACGAAGCCGGGCGCAGUUGGCCGCUGUUUCUUCUGCUUAUCAUAGCAUGUAUGGAAGCUCACUUAAAAAGGCCAUAAAAAGUGAAACGUCUGGGAACUUUGAGCUUGGUCUCUUGACUGUAUUACAGUGUGCUGAAAACCCUGGGAAGUAUUUUGCAAAGAUGCUGCACAAGGCAAUGAAGGGUAUGGGAAGUGAUGAUUCAACUAUUACCAGAGUGAUAGUGACGAGAGCUGAGAUUGAUCUGCAGUAUAUAAAGGCAGAGUACCAAAAGAAAUACGGGAAGUCGCUCAACGAUGCAGUGCACUCAGAAACAUCAAGCCAUUACAGAACGUUCCUUCUGGCUCUUUUAGGUGCCACACACCGCUAGACAGAGGCGAGUGUGCAAUAAUCGACCCUUUUCUUGAUCUCGUGGUUCGUUGUUUGUAUAGCUUAUGGGGUUGGCCAAGAAAUUGAAUUUCGUGGAAGUGUCUCCCUGCAAGUAAAGUUCCAUGAUUCAGAGAAAAGUCUAAUUAUUCUGUAUGUCCUUCAAUUGUCUGCUUGUGUGUUAUAUGGUUGUUUCCACGUCAAAUUUAGCAGUGUGUAAUGUUUGCUAGGUUAAUUAUAUCUUAUAGUACUGUCUCUGUGUAGCACUUAAGUAGGCUUUCUGGCUGUCCUAAGCUGUAUAUUGGACAAAGGUAUGUCCCUUUCAGCUUUCUGUAUUAAAGACCUAAUCAUGUAUGGAUUUGAAUUGAUAUCA
Molecule: messenger RNA, 1402 nt
Organism: Salvia hispanica
Lineage: Eukaryota; Viridiplantae; Streptophyta; Magnoliopsida; Lamiales; Lamiaceae
Product: annexin D5-like
Biological process (GO): response to salt stress; response to heat; response to water deprivation
Cellular component (GO): cytoplasm; plasma membrane
Molecular function (GO): calcium-dependent phospholipid binding; phosphatidylserine binding; calcium ion binding
Source: RefSeq, a predicted model, not a curated record